CUGCGCGGCUGCCGAGGCUCUCCACCUCCGCUUUCCCUCCCACCCCUGACCCCCCGCGGGGAGCUCCGGAGGGGAGGGGGGCGGUGACCCGGCGGGGACCAUGUUCACCAGCACCGGCUCCAGUGGGCUCUACAAGGCACCUCUGUCAAAGAGCCUGUUGCUGGUCCCCAGUGCCCUUUCCCUUCUGCUGGCCCUCUUGCUGCCUCACUGUCAGAAGUUCUUCGUGUAUGACCUGCAUGCUGUCAAGAAUGACUUCCAGAUUUGGAGGUUGAUCUGCGGAAGACUCAUUUGCCUUGAUUUGAAAGAUACUUUCUGCAGUAGUCUGCUUAUUUAUAAUUUUAGAAUAUUUGAAAGAAGAUAUGGAAGCAGGAAGUUUGCAUCCUUUCUGCUGGGUUCCUGGGUCCUGUCAGCCUUGUUUGACUUUAUCCUCGUAGAAGCCAUGCAGUAUUCAUUUGGCAUCACUGCGGCCAGUAGUUUGCCUUCUGGAUUCUUGGCACCUGUGUUUGCUCUGUUUGUACCAUUUUACUGCUCCAUACCAAGAGUCCAAGUGGCACAAAUUCUGGGACCGUUGUCCAUCACAAACAAGACACUGAUUUAUAUAUUGGGACUACAGCUUUUCACCUCUGGUUCCUACAUCUGGAUUGUAGCCAUAAGUGGACUUGUUUCUGGCUUGUGCUAUGACCGUAAGAUGUUGCAAAUUCACCAGGUGCUCUGCAUCCCCAGUUGGAUGGCCCAUUUCUUCUCCUGGACCUUGGAACCCAUCUUCUCCUCCUCAGAGCCCACGAGUGAGGCCCGAGUUGGGAUGGGAGCCACAGCGGACAUCCAGAGGCAGCAGAGGAUGGAGCAGCUGGAUCGACAGCUAAUGCUCUCUCAGUUUGCGCAAGUGAGGCGGCAGCGGCAGCGGCAGGGAGGAAUGAUCAACUGGAAUCGGCUUUUCCCUCCUCUACGUCAGCGACGCAAUGUAAACUACCAGGAUGGCCGGCGGUCGGAGCAGCAAGCGCCCCCUCCCCUGGAGGUGUCUGAAGAGCAGGUGGCUCGGCUCAUGGAGAUGGGGUUUUCCAGAGGGGACGCCUUGGAAGCCCUGAGAGCUUCGAACAAUGACCUCAACGUAGCCACCAACUUCCUGCUGCAGCACUGAUGGCUCAGCACAGCUGCCAGGUGACAGUGGCGAGUCUCCACUGCCGUUGCCCUGGGGACCAAGCAGAGCCCGGCACAGAUGUUCUUGAGAGGAGAGAGUGGGCCCACCAUACCCUGUCCUUAGCUCCAAGAUGGUUACUGUUGUAGUAUCAAAACAAGUUUGUCAUUAAAUUAGCAUGUAUUUUCUAUCUUUAUUUUUUUAUUGGGCAUUCUCUAAGCUUGGAGAGUCAUCGCUCAUUCCUAACAUGUUCAAAUGCAUUAAAAUUGCAGAUUGCUGCAAGCAGUCUCAGCAGCACUCCAUCGGGGCUCUUGUCCUGCAGCUACCUGACCGUCGGCGUGCUGAGGGGAGGUGCUGUGACCUCAGGAGGACACGUCACACGGCGGGCUGUGGACUUGUGUUGUUGCCCCGUCCUCAGAUUUGAGUUCACAUCUGCCAGGCAGGCCUCCGGGCCGAGGGAGAAGCCCGGCUCCUCACUGGUCCAGCCCACUCCUGUCUAGAGGGUCUCUCUCCUUCCCACUUCCAUUAAAAACAACAACAAGCCAGUACUUACAUGAGGUUCUAGAACGUUCCAUGAUCCUUGCUGGGGUUUAUUUUGCUUAGAAUCUCCAGGCGUAGCCACUGAGGCCAAGGGAUAAGAUGGAACAAAGAGAAGAGUUGUUUCCUGGAGCCUUUCAGGGCUUCACUAGAGGCCCAGCUCCAGAAGAGCUAAGCCAGCCUUGCCCUCCACACUCAGUACCAGCCCAUCUGGCAGCAGGUUCUCCCUGGCCCUCUGACGAGGCAGGCGAGGUGGGCGCAGGAGGAAGCCCGCUGUGAACAAGGACAAGGUGGAGCAGGUCGACUGCGGCUGAGGAAGCAAAUCAUGCAGCUGGCGUGUUCCGCGGCGAGCUCAGCAUGUCAGGUUGAUGCAAACUUAGGCGUGCGAUAUUACAAUAAAGUUUUUGACGUGUUUUA
Molecule: messenger RNA, 2089 nt
Organism: Jaculus jaculus (lesser Egyptian jerboa)
Lineage: Eukaryota; Metazoa; Chordata; Mammalia; Rodentia; Dipodidae
Gene: Ubac2
Product: UBA domain containing 2
Exons: 9
Coding region: 101-1138 (345 amino acids)
Molecular function (GO): protein binding; serine-type endopeptidase activity
Source: RefSeq, a predicted model, not a curated record